Molecule: messenger RNA, 2036 nt
Organism: Grus americana (Whooping crane)
Lineage: Eukaryota; Metazoa; Chordata; Aves; Gruiformes; Gruidae
Gene: DND1
Product: DND microRNA-mediated repression inhibitor 1
Exons: 4
Coding region: 74-1222 (382 amino acids)
Biological process (GO): germ cell development; mRNA stabilization; negative regulation of miRNA-mediated gene silencing
Cellular component (GO): nucleus; cytoplasm
Molecular function (GO): mRNA binding
Source: RefSeq, a predicted model, not a curated record
CUCCCCGGCGGCGGGGCGGGCGCUACCGGCGGGUCCCCCCUCGCCCCGCCCGGGGCGGAGCAGCCGCGGCGCGAUGGGCGGAGCGGCGGCGCUGGAACCUUCCAGAGCCCAGCCCGGGCAGUCGGGAGCGGGAGGAGCGGCCGCGAUGGAGGACGAGAUGUGGACCAACAGUAUCAACCAGGCCAAUAAGAUGGCCCUGCUUGCCUGGGCAAAAGAAACUGGCAUCAACCUGGUGCAGAUCAACGGGCAGAGGCGAUAUGGCGGCCCCCCCCCAGGUUGGGUGGGUGACCCCCCGCCAGCUGGCACAGAGGUGUUCAUCGGUAAGCUGCCGCAGGACAUGUAUGAGAACACAUUGAUCCCGCUCUUCCAGAGCGUGGGGAAGCUCUAUGAGUUUCGCCUCAUGAUGACCUUCAGUGGGCUCAAUCGGGGUUUUGCCUACGCCAAGUACAGCAACCGGCGUGGCGCCAAGGAAGCUAUCGUUGCGUUCAACAACUUCGAGGUGCGGAAGGGCUGUGCCAUCAUGGUGUGCAAGAGCACGGAGAAGUGUGAGCUGAGCAUGGAUGGCCUGGCCACCUCAGUGAGCCGGCGGGAGCUGGAGGCCGUGCUGCGGCAGGUCACGGAGGGGGUCCUCAGCGUCACCCUGUAUGCCAGCCCCUGCCAGAAACGGGCCCAGCUUGCUGUGCUGAAAUACAGCUCGCACCGGGCUGCCGCCAUGGCCAAGAAAACCCUGAUGGAAGGGAACAUGAGGCUCGGUGGGGUGGAGAUGAGUGUGGACUGGCUGAACUCUGAUCUGAAGCAGAAACUGCAGUCGUGCGAGGAGAAGCCAUCAUCCAGAAAGGUGCAAGGGGGCAAGUGCCUGGGGGUCCCCAAGCACUCACCCCUGUCUCCGGUGCUGCACAAUGUGCUGGACCGCCUGAACACCCUGUGCCGGAGGCAGCACUUGGGGACACCCCUGUUCCUCACCAAGUGCGUCCAGGCAAACCCCAACGGGUGGCAGCGGUUCUGGUGCCGGGUGGUGAUCCCAGGGUGCCCCAUGCCCUUCAGUGGGUUCACAUGGGUCCGGCAGGAUGGGCCAGGCAGGAGCGGGCACGAGGAGGCGAAGGUUGUGCUGGCGUUGCAGGUUCUCUGCAUGCUAGGUGAGUCCUCGCGUGGUGUCGGUGCCACCCCAAAGUCUUGGAGCGUCUGUUGGGAGUGCGGAGCUGUGGUGCUUCUAGUGCAUUGAGGGACUCAGCCUGGCAGACAGCUGAAACACUGUCACCCCCCCACCAGAUGUGACCCUGGUGGCUCUGAGCUCUGGGUGGGAUUCCUGGUUGGAUGCAGAGGAUGCAAGGGGAGGGGGUUUUGGGGUGCCGCUCCCUGCAGCACCGCACAGAGCCUGACGCUUACCUCUCUGCUGCAGGAUGCCAGCUGAUGUAGGCAGUCGUUCUGCCCGAACCAUGAGUUGAACCUGAGCCUUGGUGCUGCUGGCUGCAGGAGCAGUGUGCGAGCCCUGCUGGGGACCUGGUCCUGUUCCAGCUUUGCUUUGAGUUUGUUUGGGUUUGUUUUGAGAGCCGACUGUGGAGGAUGGGGCUGCUGGCCUGAUUGGUGACAGCUGCCCUGUCCCCUGGCUGGCCUUUGGGGAGAGUUCUGGUUUUUGGGGAUAUACCUGCCCAGUUUGACUUAAGUUGGUUUGUGUUGCUCUGCUGUGGUGGAGGGGCCCGGUGCAGGUCUUGGGAGAAGAAGCAGCUGCUUGGAGAGACUGCCAGCAUCAGCUGGGGAGGCAGAGGGGACCUUGGGGACUGGCCUGGGCUCACCGGGGGACCAUGCAUGGCUUCAGCUGGCAUGCCUGGUUCCUGAGAAAUGGCCUCCAUUGAGGACAGGGCUGUACACAGGGACCGUCCUGGUGGAUGGGGGACGUCCCGUGGGCUGGUGGAGCUGCUUUUUAACAAGGGGAGUGUCUGUGGGCUCUGGGAGGUGCAGGGCUGUUUGCGCUGCGGGGAAGCAGCCGUGGGGUUACUGGCUGUCUCAGGACCAGGAGGUCCAACCGCACACUGUUC